CCCGCCCUGACCCUUCGAAUCUCUAUCCCGACCCCAAACGUCCGUCAAAAUGGGCGAGCCAUACUCCUCCGCGCAACCCCCACCAGCGCAGCAGCAACAGCAGUAUGACUACAACUACAACUACCCCUCCGCUUACCAUGACCAGCACCCCCCGAACUACCAGCAACAGCAGCACUACGGCUACCCCUCGCAAUGCGACGUAACCCAGAUCCCCCGCUCUCAUCCAGACGAAGCUGGCGGAGGAGCUCCCCCGGCCCCAAACCAACAGCAACAGCCCCCGCCGCGAUACUACGACUACGACUACGACUACGACCACAACCGUCUGGGUCCGCAAUAUGAGCCUCCCCGUCCGCCUCCGCCGCACGGGAUAGUAAGACAGGGAAGUAGCGCGGAAUAUUACAACCAAUCCCAGCACGACCUCGCCCAGCCCCAGCCAGUCGACCACGAGGGUGCCGACAACCCCGAAUCCUCCGACCGCGGCCUCGGCGGGGCCAUCCUCGGCGGCACGACGGGGUUCUACCUGGGCCAUAAGAAGAGUCAUGGGCUGCUUGGGGCGGUGGGCGGGGCGAUUCUGGGGAGUUUGAUGGAAAAUAAAUUGAAGGAGGCGAGGGGGAAGGAGGAUCAUGAUGGAAGUAUUUACGGUGGUGGUGGUGGUGGGGGGAGUGCCUACGGUGGUGGUGUCAUCACCGGCAUGGGCAUGGACAUGGGCAUCAUCACCACCAUCACCACCAUCGGCAUCAUCGGCAUAGGCAUCAUCGGAGUUCGUCGAGGAGGAGUGGUUCGGGGGAUGGGGAGGGGUACGGUAGUCGGGAAGGAGAUGGGGAUGGGAAUGAUUAAUUCCUGGGAGGAGGUCCGCGUGGGAGAGAAGGUUUUAUGGAUCUAUCAAAGCCAGUUAGAACACUGGCAGAUGCUGAAGGAGAAUGACGACACUGCCGAGUGGGAUAUCACCAUUGUUGCGGCCGGUGCCUUGCAGCAGUUUAGCGCCACUUGGACCCUGGUUCGGUGGCUGGAUCGGAAUCUGGGGGAGCCUCAUCUCAAGACCAGAUCUGUCAAAGAUAAGUCCAACGUCGAGAUCGGGACUAUCGAUUCUGUGGAAAACAGACAGUAAAGGGAUUUGAGUAAGGUGUCGAUCGUCAGGAGGGAAGCUUCUAACUAACAGGGUCUUGAGACAUCUGUCAGUGAUUGCGUUGUCGCUGUCAAACAACAGUUACAACACCAUGAUUGAUUGGUAUGGACGCCUUAUCGGGAUGAUCUGUUUCGCUCAGUGGUUAGAGCUGAGAUCAAACUCAAACGGAGAAUGAGUGGCUGAAUGACGUGGGGCUGAAGAAAGCCAGAGGCCAUCUUGUCUUGCGGCAAUGAAGGGAUAAUCCAUGUCAUCAUACUGGAAAAGCGCCCUGUUAUGGUUAUCUUGUGGAGAUCCCGCAAUCCAUGGGAAUCCCCAUGGGCUGGCUGCCUUGCCGGGAUAAAGGAUAAAGUUGAAGGGCAUGGAUCAUCCUU
Messenger RNA from Aspergillus fijiensis CBS 313.89, 1497 nucleotides. RefSeq lists its product as uncharacterized. The record is from RefSeq and is a predicted model, not a curated record. The transcript has 5 exons. NCBI's taxonomy places the organism in Eukaryota, Fungi, Ascomycota, Eurotiomycetes, Eurotiales, Aspergillaceae. Gene Ontology annotation, cellular component: outer membrane. The coding region runs from base 50 to 1108 and encodes 352 amino acids.